This is a messenger RNA of Dermochelys coriacea (leatherback sea turtle), 835 nucleotides long. RefSeq names its product UDP-glucuronosyltransferase 2B31-like. The coding region runs from base 68 to 763 and encodes 231 amino acids. NCBI's taxonomy places the organism in Eukaryota, Metazoa, Chordata, Testudines, Dermochelyidae. Gene Ontology annotation, molecular function: UDP-glycosyltransferase activity. The transcript has a single exon. The record is from RefSeq and is a predicted model, not a curated record.
CAGAGUUUGGUACUUGCUGAGCCUGUCCCCACCCACAUAUGGUAGUUUUGCAUUGAAAUGACCUUAUAUGAAGAUUGGAACGUUCAGCAUCCAGUCUUUGUGGGCCGUGCUUAGAAGUGUUUACACCGUGGACUUUGGAACUGAACUUAGUUCCAAUGAGAGUUGCAGACGUGCAGCCAUGAUUUUGAAGAAUUGGCUUUUGCUGGUGCUGUGGGUUCACAUGAGCUGCUGGGGCUCAGGAUCAUGUGGAAAGGUGCUGGUCUGGCCCACUGAUGCCAGUCACUGGCUCAACAUAAAACUGGUCCUGGAGGAACUCUCCCUUAGGGGCCACGAUGUGACUGUGUUGGUACCUUCAGCAAGUUUACUUAUCGGUUACAAUGAGUCCUCUUCCCCAUUUGACUUUGAGGUCCUGCCGGUGCCCUUUACCAAGGAGACCAAGGUGGCCCUGUUGGAGGACUUCCUGCAUCUGUGGAUAUACGAGCUUCCCCAUCUGUCCUACUGGGAGCUCAUGUUGAAAAUGAAAGAAUUCAUGGAAGUCUCUAUCAAGAUGUUCAAGCAGACCUGUGACAGUGUCAUGCUGAACCCCAGGCUGAUAGCAAAGCUCCAGCAAAUGGGAUUUGAUGUCCUAAUCUCAGACCCUCUUUCUCCGGGCGGUGAGCUGGUAGCAGAGUUGCUUGAAAUCCCUUUUGUCUAUACUUUCCGGUUCUCUGAAGGGAAUACAGUGGAGCGGCUGUGUGGGGGGCUUCCAGCCACUCCGUCGUAGGUACCUGCCAGCACGGGGGGACUGACAGAUAGGAUGUCCUUCAUAGAGAAGAUGACAAACUUGCUGCUUUAU